Molecule: messenger RNA, 5550 nt
Organism: Rhodotorula graminis WP1
Lineage: Eukaryota; Fungi; Basidiomycota; Microbotryomycetes; Sporidiobolales; Sporidiobolaceae
Exons: 21
Coding region: 1-5550 (1849 amino acids)
Biological process (GO): Golgi to endosome transport
Cellular component (GO): endosome; trans-Golgi network
Source: RefSeq, a predicted model, not a curated record
AUGCUCCCGGCGAGCACCACGACGCCCGCCACGGCCGCGUCGCCGUCGCUGUCGAGCGAGACGGCGCACGCUUCCCUCCCGAGCCGAGCAGCCACCCACUCGCAGCUCCGGGACUCGUUCGCGCAGGCUGUGCAGCAGGAGAAAGCCUUGCAGAACGACGCAAAGUACCGCAAGUACGCGCUCGCCGUCGACAAGACGCUGCAGGCGUUCGACCACGUCAACGAGUGGGCCGACUUCAUUACGUUCCUCGCCAAGUUGCUCAAGUGCCUCCAAGGGUCGCCCCAGUUCCCCGUCAUCCCGCACAAGCUCAUCGUCGCCAAGCGCCUCUCCCAGUGCCUCAACCCGGCUCUCCCGACCGGCGUGCACCAGCGCGCGCUCGACGUCUACACCCACAUCCUCACGACAAUCGGCCCCGAGAACUUGCGGCGCGACUUGCCGGCCUGGAGCAGCGGCCUUUUCCCGUUCUUCCAGUACGCCGCCACGAGCGUCAAGCCGAUCGUCCUCAACAUCUACGAGCGCUUCUACCUCCCGCUGCAGGAGGAGCUGCGACCCGCGACCAAGGCCUUCAUCCUCGCAUUACUUCCAGGCCUCGAGGAGGAGACGGGCGAGUGGUUCGAGAAGGUCGCCGCGCUCUUGGACCGCCUGAGCGGCACGGUUUCUCCUUCAUUCUUCUUCCAGAACCUGUGGCUCGUCCUCAUCACGGCGCCGCACUCGCGCAUCCCGGCGCUCAACUACCUCGCCCGGCGCCUUCCCCGAGACGAGUCCGGCACGGGCUCCGAGGACGCGCUCGACGCCGUUGUCGGACAAGAUGUCGGGCUCAUGGUGCGAGGGUUCGCGGCGGCCCUCGAGGACGACACGAUCCUCGUGCAGCGCGGCAUCCUCGACUUGCUCAUCGGCACCGUGCGCAUCGACAGCGCCGCUUCCGCAGGUUACUGCAGAACCGACGACCAGGUCCUCCUCACGCGCGCCGUCCUCGGCGUCGUCCUUCGUCGCGACCUGUCCCUGUCGCGUCGCCUCUACACUUGGCUCCUCGGCCCGUCCGACUCGUCCGACACGCAGCUCGCCUUCCUUCGCACGCACGGCCUCGACCUACUCGCGGCGGCGCUGCGCCAGGAGAUGCGCGACGGCGGCGCGCGCGGGUUCAAGAUGUUCAUCUCGCUCCUCGACAAGUGGGAGAUCGGCGCGCUGCUCACCGAGAGCUGCGUCGUCGAUGCGGCCAAGGCGCUGCGGAGCAAGCUCGGCGACGGCGACAGCGACGAGCUCCUCAUGACGGGCAACAUGCUCCUCGAGGUCCUCGACCCGUUCCUCCUGUGGAAGCAGCUUUACGUCGCCCUGCGCGCCGACCUCGCCGGUGAGGCGGGCGCCGAGGACGCGGUCGAGCUCGCGCGCUUCGUCGUCCGCACGUUCCGCAUGCACGACGACGAGGUCCUUCGCCUGCACGCGCCGGUCGUCGCCUUUGCCCUCCUCGACCUCGUCCAGGACCACCUCGACUCGCCGACUGCGACACCGCCUGCAACCACCAUCCUCGCCUCGGCCAUCACCCUCGCGACCGAGCUCCUGUCCGAGGUCCCUCCCGCCUUCUUCGCCCCGUCACCUUCGCCAUCCACCGACCCUCUCUCGACCGGCGCCGCCCUCGCCUCGAAGCUCUACACCGCUCCCCUUCCCCUCGCGACCUCCUCCUCCUCCGGCACCGCGCCGCCCGUCGCCCAGGACCCGGCCGACGUUGCGCGUGCGUCCCUGCCGCCGAUCGAGGGCCGCGUCCUCCUCGCGGCCGGCCUCGCGCGCGCUCUCUCGCUCGUCGAGGCCUCCGACGCCGCGCCGCAGCUCCUCACGUCGGCGGCAGGUGCCGUCGAGCUGCUGCUAGACCUGAGCGCCGCGAGCGUCGACGCGGCGCGGGACGAGGACGCGGGCCAGGGGGCGCUCGAGCUCGAGUGGGACCCGGCGCGGUGGAGCGGGGCGAUGCUCGUGCGGUUGGAGCGGCAGAAGGCGACGGUUGCGCAGUUCGAGGGCGACAAGGCGCUCGUGCGGCUCGUGUUGAGGCUGAGCGUCAGCGAGGAGGACGGCGGUGCGGUCCGGCCGCGAGUGAGGGACGAGGGCAAGAUCGGCGAGGCGCUGGCGGCAAGGCUCCUCGCCUACCUCCUUCCGGGCGCGUCGCCGUGCUACCUCGAGGCGGUGCAGCUCCUGUGGGCGGUCGAGGCGCUGGCGCCUGGUCGUCGGACGCUCGAGGGCAUUGUCGCGAGGCGGCUCGGGAGCCGAGACGGGCAGGAGAGGGAACGAGCGUUCGAGGCGUUCGGCAACCUGUGGCGGUUUACGGAGGACGCGCAACUACCCGGCGUGCUACUGCGCAACCCCAUGUUCGCCACGCUCGACGCCCUCAAGUCGGACGACCUCGCCACUCGGCGCGCCGCCGAGGCCUGGAUGCGCUGUUCGCUCAAGAGCUACAUCCGCGUCCUCGACCCGCUCCUCCUCAGCCUCCUCGACCCGACGAUCGUGUCCCGGGCCGAGACGGUCAAGGUCGACGGCGUGCGGGUACCCGUCCUCGUCUACGGCCGGGCGUUCGACCAGGCGCGCGUGCACCACGUCCUCGACAACCUCCUCGCCCUGGCUCGCUUCGGCGGUCAAGGGUUCGUCCGUAUCGCCAAGGGCAGCUGGCUCAAGCACACGCUCGACCCGGCCCUGCGCGAGAGGGUCAUCGCCGCCGACCUCGAGACGCACACGUACCUCGACGGCAUGAUCGUCCUCCUCCUGCGCUUCCUGCGCGCCGACCCGGACCCGUCCCUCGUACCCUCUCUCGGCCCCCUCAACGCGCACGUCCACGCCGUCGUCGCCGAGCUCCUGCAAGUCCUCAUCUCGCGCGGCGAGUCGGAGCUGUCGAGCCUGCCCGCCAUCGAGUCGUCCCUCACGGUCCGCCUCUUCCUGUCGGUCCACCGCGGCGACCUCGACCUCCAGAACAAGCUCCUGCACGUCCUGCACUCGGUCAUCUACGCGUCGGCGUCGGCCCCACCACGACGAGGUCACCAGCAGGCGCCGUCCACCUCGACCGCCCUCGCGCAGCCCUCGAACGACGCGCAGCCGCCCGACCUGACGCACGACGACCUGUUCGUGCGCGUCCUGUCCGACGCCAUCAAGCAGCCGAGCAACGCCGUCAUCCACCACUGGAUCGACUUCCUCCUCAUGACGAUCCCCCAGUUUCGCCACGCCCUGCACAGCGUCAUCCUGCCGCUCGUCGACCAGCUCGUCGCCCGUGUCGGCGCCCUCGUCGAGGACCUCCGGGCCUGCUACGUCGUCGCGCCGUCGAGCGGCGACCUCACCGGCACCGCCUCAUCCGCGACCGACGCCGAGUUUACCGUCAUCACCAACGCGCUCGAGCGGCUGCUCCUCAUCGCCGUCAGCGAGUCGGUCUCGGCGGCAGGGGAGGACGAUGCGCGGCCGGCGGAUCGAGCGGCGAGCGAGGGAGGGACGUCGAGCGGCGGCGGUGGACCCGGCGGGUUGCUCGGGUACAUGACGGGCGUCCUCAGCCACCAGGAGCUCGAGACGGGCGACGUUCCGGAGCAGAUCAAGACCAAGCACCAGACGCUGCAGCGCGUGCGCGACGCUGUCGAUCUCCUCCUGUCGGCGUGGGACGUCACCUCGGCGCUCGACGCAGGCGUCGACGACGACCGCAGCAGCUCGCAGGCGCACUUUGCGGUCCGGGUGCGCGUUCGGGCUCGACGAGCGCUCGAGCGCAUCCACAAGGCGGUUCCGGGCGACGUCAUCGAGGACCUGGUCGGGUUCUGGAGCAGGCGGUGCCGUCAGCACGGCGAGCGGGAACAACGCGUCUUUUCCAUGUUGCAGGUCCUUCACCCGAGCCCGCAGGGCGUCAUCUCGUCACUGUGCGACAAGCUCAACCCGAAGCAUGCCGCGCCCAAGCACGCGAGCCCGUUCAUCUCGACCGAGGACGUCACGUUCGACUUCCUCGAGGCGUACGUCGAGCGCUUGGAGGGCGCCGUCGCCGUUCAAGUCUGGUCGGCCGUGCUCGGCUUCACCCGCGACGUCCUCAGCAACCAGACGUCGAACCGGGCCCUUGUCUUCCCGACCCUUCGGCUCUUCACGACCCUGUCCGAGAAGAUCUCGCAGACGAGCGCGCUCGAGGACCGCCGGUUGCGCCGCGACAUGCAGGAGACGUUCGUGCGCCUCGCCGAUGCCGCCAUCCAGGUUGCGGGUCGGGCGAGCGAGUCGGGCAGCUGGCUCAAGAAGGCCGCGCCGGACGCCGGGACGAUCAACACCGACUCGGACAGCAUCACGUCGGAGAAAACCAAGGACGAGCGCUCGUCGGUGCUCGACGUCGAGAAGAAGCUCUUGGCGCCGAUCGGCGACAGGGUCCUCGUUCGCGAGAUCACCGGCUUCCUCGCGCACCGCGUCGUGCCCGACCUCAAGCGCUUCCUCAUCGACGCCGACAAGACGGCCGGCGUCUGCUCAAACAUGGUCUACUACAUCGUCGCGCCGGCGUUCAAGACUCGCAACAAGACGUUCGAGGCCGACCCGACCAUCUUUGCCCUGCUUCACGAGAUGACGAGGAACCCGCAGACGCUCAAGGCGUGGCGGUCCCUCGUCGCCGACGCCUUUGCCGACAAUCGCUUCUUCAACGCGCCGCCGAGCGCCAACGACGACUGGAAGCCGCUCGUCCAGGCGCUCAUGCAGUCGGACAAGGAGCGCUUCGCCGACCUGUCCUCCAAGAUCUCGACUGCGUCGUCCGCCAACAUCUUCACGAACCGCGAGCUCGAGAGCCUGUCUCGGGCACUCAGCCUGCGUCGCCUUACCUACGUCCUCCUCACGGGCCCCAAGGACCGGUACCUCAACCAGUUGCCGUUCAUCCAGGAGAAGGUCGUCGACUUGCUGCGCUCGCCCGUCGGCGACAUGGUCCACGCCGAGGUCUACCUGUGUCUGCGCGUCCUGUUCUGCCGCAUCGACAACCAGCACCUGUCGGGUUUCUGGCCCGUCAUCCUCGCCGAGCUUCUGCGCCUGUUCGAGUCGCUCAUCGACCAGACGGUGCCCGACGGCUCGGACCUGCUGCUCCUCGUCUUCUCGGCGUGCAAGUUCCUCGACAUCACGCUCGUUCUGCAAACCGAGGACUUUCAGAUCCACGAGUGGAUGUUUGUCACCGACACGGUCGACGCCAUGUAUCCGCCCGACCCGUGGCUCCCGCAGGCGAUCAUGGACCGGCUCGGCGACAUGCUCAGCAACAACUCGACGCCUGCAUCUGCGACUGGCUCGGGCCUCGACAGGGCCGAGACAGCACCGUCAUCCCGGUCCACCGUCAUCGUCGCGCGCCCAGACUCGCCGCCGGCGCCCGCUCAACCAGCUCGCCGACCGCUCCUCGCAGAGCGCCGCAUCCGGUCGAUGCGCGAGCUCGAGCCGUUCUUCGCGUCGGUGAGCGUCGCGGCGUACGAGUCGAUCUAUCGGGCGGGCACUCGGGUCGACUGGGCGGCCGUCGAGCGGUCGCUCGAGCGCGACGUCUUUGAGGGAUCCGAGGGCGGAGGCGGCGGCACAGGUCCGGCCGCGGCGCCGUGA